This is a messenger RNA of Rosa rugosa (rugosa rose), 1305 nucleotides long. RefSeq lists its product as uncharacterized. Bases 208 to 1110 code for a protein of 300 amino acids. Gene Ontology annotation, molecular function: catalytic activity. NCBI's taxonomy places the organism in Eukaryota, Viridiplantae, Streptophyta, Magnoliopsida, Rosales, Rosaceae. The transcript is spliced from 4 exons. The record is from RefSeq and is a predicted model, not a curated record.
CCGUUGUCCACUCUCACUUGUCCUUCUUCAUCAACCUCCCUCACUCACCGUCCACUCUUUAUUACACUGUAACAAUGUCCUCAUAACAUCCACACGAUAAUCAAUCUCCAUCAUCAAUCCCCAUCACCCACCACCAAGAAAAUAACCCAACCUCCCAAUCAAAACUCCCCCCGAUUCCAAUUCCCAAAUUCUCCACCCCCCAAAACUAUGCCAUGCUUCAGCUUCACCCAGUCGAAGAACUCCUGCUUCCGGUCCAACUUCAUCCGGGCCGGCCUCCGGUCCACCGUCACGGACCUCAAAGACGGCGGCACCACCAUGCACUGCUGGGUCCCCAAAUCCCCAAACCCCUCCAAACCCAACCUCCUCCUCCUCCACGGCCUCGGCGUCAACGCAAUGUGGCAGUUCGCUGACCUCAUCCGCCACGUCACCCCUCACUACAACGUCUACGUCCCCGACCUCCUCUUCUUCGGCGACUCCUCCACCACCCGACCCGACCGCUCCGAGACGUUCCAGGCCGAGUGCGUCAUGCGGGUCAUGGAGGCCCACUCCGUCCGGGCCUUCAGCCUCGUGGGCCUCAGCUACGGCGGCUUCGUCGGGUACAGGCUGGCGGCCCAGUACAAGGAGGCCGUCGAGAGGGUGGUGAUUUGCUGCGCCGCGGUGUGUAUGGAGGAGAAGGACCUGCAGGAAAGAGUGUUUAGGGUUUCGGAUUUGGACGAGGCUGCCAGCAUUUUGGUGCCGCAGACGCCGGACAAGCUCCGGGAGCUUGUCAAGUACACUUUUUUCAGGCCGCCGCCGUUGGGGUUUAUGCCGUCGUGCUUGCUCAGAGAUUUCAUCGAGACAAUGUUCACAGAUUUUGUUCAAGAGAAGAAAGAGCUGAUCAUGGCCAUCCCUAAAAACCGAAAACUUUCAGACCUUCCCAAGAUUCCUCAGCCGACUCUUAUAAUCUGGGGAGAGCAUGAUAAUGUAUUUCCCUUGGAAUAUGCCCACAAACUAAAAAUGCACUUGGGGGAGAAUGCUCAGCUUGCAGUAAUCAAGGAUGCAGGGCACGCGAUAAACGCUGAAAAGUGCAAGGAGUUCAACAAGGUCAUCAAGUCGUUCCUAAACUGCUAAUCCAUAAUUGCUGACAUGAAGCUGUUCAAUGCAGUUAAAUUUUGAUCUCACAUUGCAGAUUUGUGCAAUUGAUCAACCAUUGAACAUCGAACUGACAUGUGAUUCAUCCAUGAGAUAAUUCUUGGAGUCUUGUAUUGCUGAAGAUAAUUCUUGAUACCCUUGAUAUAGAUACAGAGUAAUGAGCAUGUUAAAGCA